UAUUCUACAGGCUAUCAGAAAGACUGUGUGUGACUGGGAAGGUGGGCGCGAACCAUUUAAUGACCCUGCACUAAGGGGAGAGAAAGAUCCCAAAAGUGGCUUUGAUGUUAAAGUUCCAAGGCGUGCUGUAGGUCCCUCCAGUACCCAGCUUUACAUGGUGAGAACCAUGUUAGAGUCCCUCAUUGCUGACAAAAGUGGUUCCAAGAAAACCUUGAGAAGUAGCCUUGAGGGGCCCACCAUAUUGGACAUUGAAAAAUUCCAUCGAGAGUCUUUCUUCUACACUCACUUGAUAAAUUUCAGUGAAACCCUCCAGCAGUGCUGUGAUUUGUCCCAACUUUGGUUCCGGGAAUUUUUUCUGGAGUUGACCAUGGGUCGCCGAAUUCAGUUCCCCAUUGAGAUGUCUAUGCCUUGGAUUCUAACUGACCACAUAUUGGAGACCAAGGAAGCAUCAAUGAUGGAAUAUGUUCUAUAUUCUUUGGACCUGUAUAAUGACAGUGCUCAUUAUGCACUCACCAAAUUCAAGAAACAAUUUCUCUAUGAUGAAAUUGAGGCAGAGGUCAACUUAUGUUUUGAUCAGUUUGUCUACAAGUUGGCAGAUCAGAUAUUUGCAUAUUACAAGGUUAUGGCAGGAAGCCUUCUUCUGGAUAAACGAUUAAGAUCAGAAUGUAAGAAUCAGGGUGCAACAAUUCCAUUGCUAACAUCUAAUCGAUAUGAAACAUUGCUAAAACAGAGACAUGUCCAGCUUCUUGGUCGGUCAAUUGAUCUGAAUCGCUUGAUCACACAGAGAAUUUCAGCAGCUGUGUACAAAUCAAUGGAACUGGCAAUUGGGCGUUUUGAAAGUGAAGAUUUGACCUCCAUUGUAGAGUUGGAUGGAUUAGUAGAAAUAAACAAGAUGACACACAAGCUCCUGAGCAGAUAUAUGACUUUAGACAGCUUUGAUGCUAUGUUCAGAGAAGCCAAUCAUAAUGUAUCUGCUCCCUAUGGAAGAAUCACUCUUCACGUCUUUUGGGAACUCAACUAUGAUUUUCUUCCCAAUUAUUGCUACAAUGGGUCAACCAACAGGUUUGUUCGAACAAUACUACCAUUUUCUCAGGAAUUCCAGAGAGACAAGCAGCCCAAUGCACAGCCUCAAUAUCUACAUGGAUCGAAGGCUUUGAAUCUGGCAUACUCCAGCAUUUAUAGCAACUAUAGGGACUUUGUAGGCCCCCCUCAUUUCAAAGUGAUUUGCAGACUACUGGGAUAUCAAGGGAUUGCUGUGGUGAUGGAAGAAUUACUGAAAGUUGUCAAGAGUCUGUUACAAGGCACAAUUCUUCAGUAUGUAAAGACCUUAAUGGAAGUAAUGCCCAAAAUCUGUAGGUUGCCUAGACAUGAGUAUGGCUCCCCAGGAAUUCUGGAAUUCUUUCAUCAUCAGCUCAAGGAUAUUGUUGAGUAUGCUGAACUGAAAACUGUGUGUUUCCAAAAUCUGAGAGAAGUGGGAAAUGCUAUUCUCUUCUGUCUCCUCAUUGAGCAGAGCCUGUCAUUGGAGGAAGUUUGUGAUCUAUUGCAUGCAGCACCAUUCCAGAAUAUUUUACCAAGAAUUCAUGUCAAGGAGGGGGAAAGACUUGAUGCUAAAAUGAAGAGACUAGAAUCAAAAUAUGCUCCACUCCACCUUGUUCCAUUGAUUGAAAGACUGGGAACACCUCAGCAAAUUGCCAUUGCAAGAGAAGGAGAUUUGCUAACCAAGGAGCGUCUCUGCUGUGGACUUUCUAUGUUUGAAGUCAUCUUAACAAGGAUUCGAAUAUUCCUGGAUGAUCCCAUAUGGCGUGGUCCUCUCCCUAGCAAUGGUGUGAUGCAUGUAGAUGAGUGUGUGGAAUUUCACCGCCUUUGGAGUGCAAUGCAGUUUGUAUACUGUAUUCCAGUAGGAACCCAUGAAUUUACUGUCGAACAAUGUUUUGGAGAUGGGCUGCAUUGGGCUGGCUGUAUGAUUAUUGUGCUCUUGGGACAGCAGCGUCGAUUUGAUGUGCUCGAUUUUUGUUAUCACUUACUGAAAGUACAGAAGCAUGAUGGCAAAGAUGAAGUCAUCAAGAAUGUGCCAUUAAAAAAAAUGGUUGAGAGAAUUCGCAAAUUCCAGAUCCUGAAUGAUGAAAUUAUUACCACACUGGACAAGUAUUUGAAAUCUGGUGAUGGAGAAAGCACACCGGUGGAACAUGUCCGCUGUUUCCAACCUCCCAUUCAUCAGUCUUUGGCCAGCAACUAGAAAAGAUCUGUGAUCUUUUGAAAACAAUGGUCAGUUGCAGCACAUUUUGAAACUAGAUUUGUUGUCUAAGGGAGACUGCCCUGAUCUUCAUUGCUUUCCAGGAUCAACUAAAACGUUUGAAUGGUUGUUUUCAAACUCAAUUACUGUACACAAAUUUCAGAUUUUAGACUAUUUUUAAAAUACUUUUGAUAAAAACACUUUGCAGUGCAACUAUUUUAGGCGUAAAUCGUUGCGUUUCUCCAGUUUUUAUAAUUGUUUUAAAGGCUUAAUAUAAGGGAUCUUUAUUUACUUUGGCUAACAAAAGUGAAUUUUAUUAUAGGAGUAUGCUUGAAAUGUUUUUGUAUAAGGAAAGUAAAGCUGCUCAGCUUAUCUUAUAAAGACACUCCGUUUGCUAUUUUUUAAUCAAUAGAAGGUUCUCUUUAGAAAACUAUUUUACCCCAUAAUGUAAUCAGCUUUGGAAAUAAAAGAUUUUAAUGAGAUUUUAAAAGUAUGAUUGUAAGAUAGAAAUAAUUAAUGCUUCGUGUUUAUUCAGAUUUAGGAAAUCGGUUAAAUACCCUUAGAAUAAAGGACUUCUGGUUUUUUAGCUUCUCAUAUAAUUGGUGAAUCUGAAUCCUGUUUUUAUAUCUUGUUGGAAGCAAAUGAAGUUGAAGGUGAAAUUAUUGUGGAAUAGUAUAUAGGGAACACAGCUUACAUUUACUAGCUUAGAUUUAUACCUUUUUCAAGGGUUAUUUAGUUUUAGAAAAAUUAUCUUCAAACAUUUAACUGUUUGAGAAGUAUACUUUAAUGAGUCAUGAUUCAAUAGUUCUGUCAAAAUUCUGAAUUAAAUGUUACUGUAAUUUUAAAGUAUUGUUUGGCUUUUCUGGUCUAAGAAUCACUGUUUCAAUUAUGUAUAAAGUCAAGACAUGUUUGCAAGAGAGAUUAUCUCUGUAUCCAAUUUUCUAGGUAGCGUAAUUGUAUUUAUAACAUAGGCAGUAAUAUUAAAGUUUCUAACACAAUGCAAACUAUUCUAAAAUUAUAGAUUAUCAGACCUAACAGCAGAUAUGAUCAACCCACAGCCAUAAGAGUUUCUUUCUAAUUUGAAGUAGAAAACCGAUAGGCUAAGUUCACAAAGUAUUUAGCUUGGUUAACACAAUGUGAUAAAUUUUGAACUAUUUAAUCCUACUGUAAUGUUAUGGAACUCUGUCAUAAAUUUAUUUUCUAAGUGUUAAAAUAGGCUAACUUGUUGGGAUAAUUUCCAGAAAUAAAGAAAAAUGGGAA
Thamnophis sirtalis is the source of this 3493-nucleotide messenger RNA. Lineage: Eukaryota; Metazoa; Chordata; Lepidosauria; Squamata; Natricidae. The record is from RefSeq and is a predicted model, not a curated record.